ACAGUCCUUCUUUUUAUCUGCAGCUGUGGUGGUGGUGCUUCUCAGUCUCAGUCACAGGUUACUCCUCAGGCUUGUGGACUGCUUAAUAAAACUAGAAGGGAUUUAAUUUAUUUUGUUCAUUCUUUUUCCCCAAAAAUCUACAGUUUUUUUUUUGUCUCUCACCAUCGCAACACAUUAACCAGACCUCCAUGUUUUCUUCAGUGUACAACUGGACCUGGACUGUACAAGCAUCAAACUACGUAAGAGUGACUGCGACCAAGUGAGCCGCAGGAUUGUUGUUGUUUUCAAGGUAUAGAGAGGAAUCUUUAACUGAAAGGAUCUGAUGACAAGUUACAGCAGCGGAGGAUUCUUCAACCAUGCCUACCAUGACAGCGAGACUCUGGAAGUCGAUAGAAGGUCUUCCAGCAAAACCCAACACGCCAACCCCUAUGCAAGGCAGGACCCGACCUGGCAGGGUGAGAGGGUAGACACAUUUGCUUCAUCGCCUGGACGGCCCACUAGUGAUGGGGGAGAAGGGAGCAUACCCUGGGGGGGCUGGCAGGAGGAGAGCUGGAGGGGGAGAGAGAGCAUCCCCAUGGGCCUCAUCUCAACACGCCCUGGGAGUCCUGCACGGCCGUAUGACCUCAAUCACAGUUCGUUCCAAAUCCCCACCGACACUCCGUAUAAUCGAUCAUCUGCUAUACGGCUUCCUUCCACAACGUCAGGCAACAUGACUAUGAGAAUGAGGGGAUCAACAUUAAGAAGGAUGAGCAUGUUUCCCAAUGCCGAUCCUGCCAAUUUAGCUUUCACAGAAGAUGCCAUCAGGAAUGAGAUGGAAAAUGAGGAACAGAACCUGGUGAAGGAACUUGUCGCCCUGUCAACACACGAGCAAAUUCAGGCCUUACGGGACCGUCCAAUGAGCUUCGAAGAGAAAAAACACAUCUGGAGCCGAGUACUGGCAUUCAAAUCUGCAAAACAAUCCCGCCAGCUCACAUGUUUUGCAGAGUGCUCUGACAGAGUGUCAUUGACUUUCCGUAGGUGUGGCUACAGUAUAAAUUCGGCCAGGCAGACCCUUGAGCUCUGGCAAGGGAUUAUGAAAGAGAUUGGCGGCAAGUUUGGCACCAGUGUCCUCUCCUAUUUCGUGUUCCUCAAGUGGCUGCUCAUGUUCAACAUUUUCUCCUUCCUUGUCAACUUUUGCUUUAUCACCAUCCCGAUGCUUGUUUACGACCCCUCACCCAACACACCCCUGAAUGUGAGCUUCAGAGGACUGGAGCUACUGACUGGAGCUGGCUACUUUCAUUACACAACCAUGUAUUACGGCUACACCAAUAAAACCCUGGUGGGUUUGCUGGAAUACAACAUGCAGUUGGCAUAUUUCUUCACUAUAGCCGUCUACAUGGUGCUGUGUGGACUAGUACUUAUCUUUAGCAUGGCCAGCUCAUUCAAGAGAAACUAUGUACUGGCAGACCCAGUUUCAAACAGUGCAUGGCAGCUUCUGUGCAGCUGGGAUUUUAGUAUAACCAAUGAGCGAGCUGUGAGACUGCGCAAGAACAACCUGCGUGUCCAACUAAAGGAGUCUUUGUCAGAGAAGGCCCAGAAGAAACUGCUAACCGUCUCUGAAAGGCUGAAGCACUUUGGGGUUCAUCUGGGUUCCUGGCUCCUCUCCACUGGUUUAGCUGUUGGCUGUGGAACUAGCAUCUAUUAUCUCUGCCUCUAUGAAGAGAAGUGGGCUACAUAUACUGCUAACCUGUCUCUGCCUGAGGAGGCAGAGACUCUCCUGGUUCCCUUUGUUGUUUCUCUGAUGAACCUGGUCGUGCCGCUCUUCUACUCCCUUUUCAACAAGUUUGAGCACUACUCAAGCCAGCGAAUACAGAUCUACGCUCUGGUAGUCAGAAAUGUGUUCCUUAAGAUGUCCAUUCUGGCUGUUUUGUGUUACUACUGGAUGAAUGUGGUGGCUAAAAAGUUUUUGUGUUGGGAGUCCAUGGUGGGACAGGCUCUGUACCGUCUGGUCAUUUUUGAUUUCCUUUUCCUGAUGUUGGGAUCCUUCUUUGGAGAGUUUCUAAGCAAUGUGAUUGGGACGAGAUUAGUACCACGUCUUGGGCUACCAGAGUUUGACGUAGCUAGGAACGUCCUUGAACUAAUCUACGCACAAACUCUGGCUUGGAUUGGUAUCUACUUCUCUCCCCUGCUGCCAGUCAUCCAGAUUAUUAAAUUUUUCAUCCUGUUUAACUUAAAGAAGGUCAGCCUGACACAGAACUGCCAGCCUCCGCGGCGGUCAAGCAGAGCAGCUCAGAUGCAAACCAUCUUCAUCGGCCUUCUCUUCUUCCCUUGUUUUGUGGGGGCCUUGUCCAUCGUUGCAUACACUGCCUGGAGUCUCCCUCCAUCAGAGGAGUGUGGCCCUUUCAGAGGACUAAACAACACGUUCAGUGUCGUUGGACUUUGGAUAAAAGAUCUGGAGGGAAUCUAUGGUGAUCAAUGGGGGAUCGUGUGGAUCUACCAAAAUGUCAUUAGAAGUGAAAUCUUCUACUUUUUGGUCACAGUUAUUAUCCUGGUCAUCAUAAACAUCUUUUGGCAAAUAACUAAAGGCCGGAAGCAGCUCAUUGGUCAACUGAGACAACAGAUAGUGAAUGAAGGGAAAGACAAGUCUUUCUUGUUAGAUAAGCUUCAGAAUCUUCAGAAAUGUCAGCCGAAUAAAAAGUCCAAACAGAAGAAUCAAAGAAAGCACACCAAUCGGCAUUCAGAUGACCACUCCUCUGGAGGUCAUUCCAACUCAAACGCCAUGGUUCAGACUUUACUCACCCGACAGCGGCUUGGAGAGGGGAAGGAUGGUCACAGUCGUGACGGAGUGCCUGUUCCAUCUGACAUCUCAUCGUCCAGCUCUCUGGUUCAAGUUAUGUUGGCCCGUCAGAGAGCAGAGGCCACAGAGAGAGAUGAAUACUACAGUAGAACGGGUUUCUCUGAGAACCACAUCGAUACACCCAGUGCUGUCACACAGGCUAUGCAAGCCAGACAUCAAGCAGAGGAAUACGGAGCAGACGAGGUGGAUGACCUGCCGUCUUCUGUGUCGAGUGUUAUGAUGCAAGUCAUGCAGGCCAGGCAGAGAGCAGAGGAGAGGAAAGGUUUCAGUGGGCCUCCGCUCCUCAAGAAACUGCAGCUCCUGCAGGCUCCAGUGCACUCAUACAGGCCAUGUUGGCCAGGCAGCAGGCCCAGAACGAGUAUGAUGAUGGUUACUGAGAAAGGAGUCUCAGUUUAUAUCCCCACAGAGAAAGGAGCUGAACUGAAAAGAACAACAAAAAUGAAUUAUGGUUAUGAUUCUCUGGUUAUGAUCUCUGGUCAUACCAGCUGUACAUAAAAAAGUGCAAAUAUAGUAUAUUGUAGCAGGACAAGGAGAGAGUGCAGGCCCACCUCUUUAACAGUUUAAUAUAUUUUAAAGUAUGUUUCUACAGCAGUUUAUAAGCAUUAUAAAAUAAAUGAAUACUAUAAGUAAUAAGCAGCAGGCCUUAUUGAGCCAUUUCAGAUUUAAUUUCUGUAUUAUGAAAUAAAUUGUGACUUGUGUAUUCUCUGAAAAAUGUGGACACUCAGCUAAAACAUAUAAAAUAAAUGCAAAGAGAUAGUAAUGACUGUUCCAAGCCUAUCCAAUUGUAACAAAUGACACUUUAAGUGAAAUAAAAUAUGCCAAAAUAA
Messenger RNA from Labrus bergylta (ballan wrasse), 3663 nucleotides. RefSeq names its product transmembrane channel like 5 (gene tmc5). The record is from RefSeq and is a predicted model, not a curated record. NCBI's taxonomy places the organism in Eukaryota, Metazoa, Chordata, Actinopteri, Labriformes, Labridae. Gene Ontology annotation, cellular component: plasma membrane. Gene Ontology annotation, molecular function: mechanosensitive monoatomic ion channel activity.